Molecule: messenger RNA, 1017 nt
Organism: Hydractinia symbiolongicarpus
Lineage: Eukaryota; Metazoa; Cnidaria; Hydrozoa; Anthoathecata; Hydractiniidae
Exons: 2
Coding region: 526-900 (124 amino acids)
Source: RefSeq, a predicted model, not a curated record
UAAAGUAUUCUUUGUCACCUGUCAAACGUAUCCUUUGUUUUAAACUCUAAAUGAAUUUUCAUACUGAAUUACAAAUGACUAUUAUAAGCUGUCAAGUUAUCAAAUGUUGGCGAUCACAUGACUUUAUUAUGUAAAAAAGCAUAUAAUGACGACUGUGUUUCAUGGCAUAUUAGCAGCAUAAAUGACCAUAACAAAAAUAGGACCAAUAUAAUCAUUAUAUGCAAUCAGACCACCAGACUCGUUUCCCUCGUCGCUUCUGGACUAAGUCAGCGUCAUCCAAUGAAAUUAUUGUAAUUCGUCACGCUGUUUGAGAUAUGCUAUCAGUAUCAUCAAUGGAUUAUACAUUCUGAUUGUUGGUUUGGGAUCAAGCAUAAUUCCAUUCUGAUGGGGAUUAAGGCAAGUGCAUAAAUGCACGAGAAAUAAUUUGGCAAGCAUCAUUUCAUGCCAAACAAGCUACUUAAAGAACUGGUGAAUGAGUCAGCAAUACAUUUACUUGGAUCAGGACUAAAGCAAUAACGCAACAAUAUGAAGCAUUUGUUCUUGUUAUUCGCAAUAUUGGGAUAUCUGAGUAUGUCAUCGCAUAUUACUGAAGCCAUGCCUAGUGGUAACAUUCAAGUUUCGGCAAUUGGUAUGACGAGAAAAAAUCCUGGAAACAACGAAGUAAAUAAAGUGCCAGAUUUAUCUGGGAAAAAAGUUGGUGCUCCAGAUCAAAACAAAUCUAAGAAAAAUGAGAAGACGACAACAACGAAACGACCAUCGACAAGACGUAUACCUUCAACGCCUUUUUUUAUGCGCAGUUGCGAGUAUUGUUGCGGAUACGCCUUUUUCAGACAUUUGGGAUUUACACAUAGCCAGUCUUGUAUUUUUUCAUGCUGCCCCUCCCUUUGCUCUACUUGCUAGUGGCUCUCUAACCUUCAUAUGUUCUCUUACAAAAGGCACGUAACCUGAAGAGAUUUCUAAUUGUAUUUAGCAGAAAAUUAAUCUUUAAUGCACAAAUUAUAACAAAAGGUGUAAUUC